Haliotis rubra (blacklip abalone) is the source of this 4012-nucleotide messenger RNA. Its product is annotated as guanine nucleotide-binding protein G(s) subunit alpha-like. Gene Ontology annotation, molecular function: GTP binding; G protein-coupled receptor binding; GTPase activity. Bases 684 to 1979 code for a protein of 431 amino acids. Gene Ontology annotation, biological process: adenylate cyclase-modulating G protein-coupled receptor signaling pathway. The record is from RefSeq and is a predicted model, not a curated record. The transcript has 13 exons. NCBI's taxonomy places the organism in Eukaryota, Metazoa, Mollusca, Gastropoda, Lepetellida, Haliotidae. Gene Ontology annotation, cellular component: heterotrimeric G-protein complex.
GUUAACGGUACACCAGCGUCCGUGUCAUGGUGGCAGACACGUAGAUAACAACCGAUAACCAGCACAGGGCGAUAACAUCUUUCCCAUUUAUGUGACCAUGAUACGAUACCUGCCCCAAAGGGCCGGGCAGUAGGUACAGUGUAAGCCACGUCUCAACACAUCUGAUUACCCAGAUCGAUAGUCAGAAAUAACAAGUGAUCUGAGACGCGCCCAGAACGCUACGUAUAACGCCACCUGUGUAAUUGAAUCUGUCUCAUCCGGCGGCAUAGCUUUCAUGUUACAGGUGUAACAUGAUGUUGUAACGACUAUGUUGGAACAGAUGCUAACACUGCCAUAUCAAGAAUGGUUGACAUAAUGGACUUCGUCACUUAAAUGGUGAGGCCAACUACUUUUCGACCGACCCUCGUGAAAGCAAAAUGUAAAAUAUGACCUCGGACAAUCAGUAUUACACGAGAUGUUUGCUAAAAUGAAGUUCCCUGUUUUACCUGAGGGUACUUGUCUUCAGAGAAGGCUACAACCACAGUAGAAACCGUGUUCACGGUUCAGUGUGAAGGACUUACAUAUUGUUAACUGGUAUAUUCGUACAGCCGAGGACUGUUUGUUAAGCCACAGCAAAAACUGACCCCUGACCAAUCAACUCUCAACGAUUUUUUCUUCAUCCAAUCAGCUGCUACAGCACAGAUAUGCGUGAUCAAGUCAUGGCGUGUUUUGGAGGUUGUGUAGAAGAGACAAGUCCAUUCCAUUCCACUGCCGAGGAACACAAAGAAGCGCGUCUGCGCGACAAACAGCUGACCAAGAUGUUGUCAAAGUAUCAUAAAGAUGAAAUGAAACGAUUAAAGCUUCUUAUGCUAGGUACUGGCGAAUCCGGUAAAAGCACAAUCACGAAGCAAAUGCGAAUAAUACACAUCAACGGUUUUGAUAACAGGGAGAGAAUGUCAAAAAUUGUUGACAUCAAGAGGAACGUCAGGGAUUCCAUUCUGGCAAUAUUAAUGGCAAUGCCGCAGUUGGACAUAUCUCUACAUGAUGAUGAAAACCAGAAGAGUGUGGAUCUCCUGUUGGAGGAGGCACAGGACGCAGACAGGCCGGUUUCAAGCGAUUUCCUGACACAUACAGAAAUUCUGUGGAAGGACAAGGGUAUCCAGGAAAGCUACAGUCGUUGUAACGAAUAUCAGCUAUUGGACUGUGCAAAAUACUUCUUGGACAAAGUCAACGAAAUCCGAAACCCCGAUUACCUCCCUUCUGACCAGGAUAUCCUCCGUUGUCGAGUCAUCACAACAUGCGUGCAACACAUAGAUUUUUCAGUCAACGAUUCCGGUCAACAAGUGCAGUUCAGUGUUUACGAUGUUGGGGGACAGCGAGGAGAGAGGAAGAAGUGGAUUCAGAUGUUCGACAGUGUCGUUGCCAACGUCUUUGUUGCUGACGUUAGCAGUUUUGACCUUACGUUGAGGGAAGACCCUGAGAAGAAUAGGUUGCUCGAGGCACUGGAGAUCUUUGAACAGGUCUGGAACAACAGGUUUCUGAGGCACGUUUCUUGUCUCCUAUUUUUGAACAAAAUCGAUAUUUUGGCGGAAAAAGUAUCCCGUAACCACACGCCCCUUGAACUCACAAGAAAAUAUCCACAUGUUUUUCCUGACUAUGAAAAAUUCGAACCAACGCCCAAUGAGAGACUGGACUUCAUCAACUCUUUCCCAGGCAAUGACGAAGUACCGAAAAAACGGAACAAAAAAACGUCUCGAACUGACGUCGACCCUGGCACCAUCAAAGCAGCUGUGUACAUCCGCAACAUUUUCAUGAGAAUCGUGACGGGGGACCUGAGGUUGCGUCAGUGUCUUCAAGACCAAGAUCCAGACUGGCACCAGUUCCAUACGUGCCAAUAUUACUACACAUGUGCCGUCGACACACAAAACAUCACAAAGGUCCUCGAGGGCUGUCGUUCUUUGAUUAUAAGGAAACACCUGGAGAGGUUUGGUAUCAUAUAGACUCCACACACAGGUGAUUCACCAUCAUCGGCACUAAAAAGCUAUUUAACUCAUGGACAUCAUUGGACAUCGAUCGAGUUAUACGAUGUUCGAGACAAGCGGAUUGUAAAGAUCAUGCUGGGCCAUAAGAUAAAGGUCUUAAUGAUAUAUCGAAUUCUCGAAGUUCGAGAUACCCAGGUGAUGUACAGCGGACUGCAAUGAUUCACGUAACCAUGUCUGCAUAUGCCUUGUGCUUUCGCCAUACAACCUACACACAGACGGAUAUGUGUCUGGAACGAAGCAAGAUGAACACCUCGACAGACUAUUUGAAUCCUGAAUGACAUAUGAAAUGACCAGCGUAUGUGUGAGAUAUUCAGAUCUAAGUGUGCUUAGAACCAGAAGGCCUCGCCAUAGACAUCAUUAUUGGUAUAGUGCCAUCAAUCACUUCGUUAUGGUCAAAUCAGGUUCUACGUGAUCAUGACGUCAUCAUGUGCUUUACGGACUUCACGAACUACGUCAUCAUGACGUCAUCAACCUUGUAUAGAUCUGACAAUACUGCCGCUACUGUGGAAGUAACGCAGUUGACUCGUCUUUCAAAAAGCGAAUAAUAUCGUUUGUUAUCUUGACUGAACUAUUGUGACUUUGUUAAUACAACCAUGACUAUUGUAUAUAACCCAAGGCUGUGAAAUUAUGUAUAUAAGAAACUUACAUUUCCAUGUAGAUGUUUAUACUUUUACCACUCUGAUUUGCUUUAUUUGCAUACAUAUUACCUUCACUGAAUUUUGCCAUGCAUAGAAAAUGAAAACAUUAAUGAGUUAGAAAGACAAUGCAUAUAACAAUCUAUAGCAUUAUGUAUUGAUUGUGAGCAGCUAAUUCUUUUGAUGAACGAGUGAAGGAAAGCGAAAGUCAUAUCAAUGAAAAAAAGGUGAAGGAAGCCAUCGACAGCAAAACGUUGUCGGUUGAGCUUUGAGAAUCUUGACAUUGUGUUUAAACGGUUACUGAACAAUGGCCAUCUACUACAACCAAACCCCAUAGAAAGGGGCUGUCGAUUUGCUAUUCUGGACUAGGAGAAAAUUGGAUAUACAGCUUCAAAUACAAGUAUUGUUUUAAAUUGAUACCAUAAGUCUGAUAAAUGAAAUAAAAACAUCUCGUAAACAUUCAUUUUUUUUUCAGCAACCUGAUGCAUAAUAUUUUUAGAAUUUGUGAGACAAUUUAGAUCUUUUGGCAUAAAAUCCCACGUCCGAAACCCACGGAAACCAAAUGGUCGGGCCUUAUAUGGAAAUGAAUGUGAUAAAAUCAGAAUGCAAAUAUAUCGUGGUCCUAUACUGAGACCUUUUACUAACGCAUCGUUCUUGCUUCAGAGACCGUGUCUGUCAGAUAUGUCGCUUAGUAUAUUAAUACUAUGAAAACAACUUAAUUCGAAAGAUUUUGACAUGUAAAGACAGAGGUGUUCAAGUAUCAACCCUAUGAAUCGUAUCCAGGUGUUCUUUCGCGGUCACGUGACCAGGCUACGACCUGUCCUAAAAUUCAAAAAAUUAAUACAAUACCCUAUCGUUAGCCAUCAUAAUAGUAUUUUAGUAUGUGAUUUGUUUAGACAGUUAUUGUUGUUAACAAACAAAAUUCAUAGCUUAAAUCCUUCAGACGUUUGUGCGACCGAAACAGCUGUGUUAUGGAGACUGCCAUUGUUUAUAUUUAAAUUGAGACAUAAAACACAAUUACACCAACUUGCUUCGCGUACACACCCUGGAUUUUCAAUUUACAUAGCACGUGGCUUGUAAUAACCGUGAAUACAUGUGUCUGUUUUCAAUAAGUUAUGCUAUUAUAUUUUCAAAAUCAAUUCACCACUUAUUACAUUAAUUCAUUAAAUCAAGGCAAUGGGAGUCCUUUCUCUUUUUCCUGUCAUUUCAGGAUACGGUUGGGUUGUUAUUCCUCAUGCUCCGUUUUCAAUGUGGAAUCACUUUUGUUAGUUUUUUACUGAUUUUAUCAUAAUGCUAAAUAUGCUUGGCAUUUCUAUUUCGUUCUGUUUCUGUAAUAAAAUCAGUUAAUACAGACUA